UUGCGUUUAGCUUUCUGAUUGGUUGGUUAAAAUUUUCAUUAUAAAUCCAUGCUUUGUGCAUGGAUUUAUAUGAGUCGUCCACAUCUAUUAUUUUUUAAAACUUACAAAUGGAAUGUAAUUCUUCACAAACAUAUAAUUAACAUAAUAACAUUCUCGUAAUUAUUAUUAAUUAAUCAAAUCCUAAGCGAGCGCCGGCAUUCGCAAACCUAUUGUUCUUCUAUUGUGUCUCGAAUUACCACGAUUAAAAGGUCAAUA
Messenger RNA from Spodoptera exigua (beet armyworm), 255 nucleotides. NCBI's taxonomy places the organism in Eukaryota, Metazoa, Arthropoda, Insecta, Lepidoptera, Noctuidae. The record is from the annotation of a GenBank genome assembly.